AAAGAUGGCGGCUCCCAGGAGAGAAGCAACAAAGAUAAUUCAGUUGAUUAGAAAAGUGUUACAACCUCAUAAAGAACCUAAUAAUCCUUUAAGAUUUGCUGAUUAUGGAAUAGCAGAAAGAACUCAGCCCCCACCUGACCUACCUGAUGGUCCAGCACAUAAAUUGUCUGAUAAUUAUUAUUUUACGAGAGAUGCCAGACGUGAUGUUUUACCACCAACAGAAAUAUUCAAUGGAGCUCAACGUCGUUUGACUUCUGGGGAGUCUGCACUAGAAAGUGGAAAUGUGAAAACUGUCAGGCCAGGACAUACUUUUAAUUGGGAGACUGGAAAAAGUGAUAUGCUGUAGACAUUAUUUUCUAUAUAUUUAUUAUGAAUGUUUGUUUAAAUAAAUUUGUCUUGAGAGUGUGGUGAACAUUUAAGUCUUUUACAAGUAGUUAAAAAUCAUAAAGGAUCAUAAUUAUUUUUAAAAGGAACAACUAUUUUUUCUACUAAAGUAAUUGUCCACUUAGUGAUCACAGGUGAAUGAUGCCAAUUCUAGAUUUAUUACAAAUUAUCAUUUCAAUGUAGUUAUCCAGACAAAGUUAUGAAAUGGCUCAGAAUUGUUCUUGUUGGUAUAGGUUCAAAAAGGUGAAAAUAGAAACUGACAAACCAUGAUAGUUAUUUUAUAUAUAUUCACAGCGAUGAGACAAGAUGUGUUUAAGGUAUCCCUGUCUUCUGUCCUUUGACAUCUGUUUAGAGAAAAUGGUGUUCAUGGUCAAGCCAUGAGGUGAUAAUGGUAAUUAUAAACUAUAGUACAUAGUACAGUUACUAAUACAGUCCAAUGUUCAGCCUUUGAAUUGCUAAGCUAAAGCUAUUAAAGCUAUUAUCGAAAUUUG
This is a messenger RNA of Lottia gigantea (owl limpet), 875 nucleotides long. RefSeq lists its product as hypothetical. Bases 5 to 346 code for a protein of 113 amino acids. NCBI's taxonomy places the organism in Eukaryota, Metazoa, Mollusca, Gastropoda, Lottiidae. Gene Ontology annotation, biological process: mitochondrial electron transport, NADH to ubiquinone; ATP synthesis coupled electron transport. The transcript has 4 exons. The record is from RefSeq and is a predicted model, not a curated record. Gene Ontology annotation, cellular component: mitochondrial inner membrane.